Molecule: messenger RNA, 1905 nt
Organism: Haliotis rubra (blacklip abalone)
Lineage: Eukaryota; Metazoa; Mollusca; Gastropoda; Lepetellida; Haliotidae
Exons: 8
Coding region: 101-1498 (465 amino acids)
Molecular function (GO): protein binding
Source: RefSeq, a predicted model, not a curated record
AGCAGUAUGUUACUGAGAAGGAACUUGUAUAUGGAAUUAUUUCACUGAAAAGUUCAGAUCCAGGUUUCAAUUCACUGAAAUCUCAGUAUCACUCUGCUAUAUGAAUAUGAUGACAGCUCAUGGCACAAAGAUAACGUUAUGUGAUCAUUCCCGCCGUAUCCUGGAUAACAAUGUCAGCCUGAGCCUCGUCAUUCUACUGACCUUCACACUGACGGAUUCUAAACCGACAGACGCAACAACAUAUGAUCACAAUAGAGUCACGUGUUUCAAGUGUCCACGUGGAACCCACGUGUCCAGACACUGUACCGAGUCCUUCACUCAUUCUAACUGCACACCAUGUGAACAAGGCACCUUCCAGUCCCAGACCGUCACACAACUGGAGAAAUGUGGGCAGUGCGACAACGUCUGCCAAGACCACAACGCCAUCGUUGUCGACAACUGCUCACCUACACACAACCUCCGUUGCCGGUGUCGUGAUCGCUACUACAACGUGCACCAUGGUCAAGGUGUCAUGGCCUGUGUCCGGCAUACAGCUUGUCUGCCCGGACAGGUGAUUGUAGAAAGAGGUGACUCUCAGCAAGAUGCGAAGUGUGACUGGUGUCCGACUGGUCAAUACUACAAGGCAGACGCUGACCGGUGUAAUGUGUGCUCCGUCUGUGGUUACAACGAAGCUGUGAUACACCAAUGUACCAAGACUAACAAUACUGUGUGUGGAGAACAAGAUGUAGGAGUAACUCCAACAGCUACGUCCACAGGGCUGUCGAAUACCGUGGUCGGUGUGACGACAGCGGUGGCGGUAGUGGUUGUUGCUGUUGCUGCAUUGGCUACUGCAUUGUGUUGGUACUUGCACAAGGCAAGGACAAGGGAGAGCAGGAACCAGUCACAUGAAAGGAUAGAUCUUCUGGACGUUCCCCAGGACAUCCAUGCUGAAAUAUGGGCGAAGGAUGUAUUUUUUUACCUGAAAAAUAGACUUAGCAAGUGGGAGGACUUCCUUCGCUGCCUGCCACACGGAAAUAGAGAUUUCGAAGCUGACUUGGAAAUCGAUAGAAAUACAGAGAAAAAAACUGAUAUGAAGAUUUAUGAUAUUCUACUGACAUGGUACACUGCAUGCUUCGACCACGUUACCAUCGGCAACAUCGUGCAGGCGCUGGUUAAAUCAAACAACACAAAUCUCAUUGCUGGUGUAAUAAAAGAGUACAAACUACUUAUCAGUCGUCAACGCAUUCAGGAAUCAGUUAAAGAAGAUGGCGCUAGUUCGGCAGACGAGAACGAGGCUGCCCUCGUGGAAGGUGUUGAAACACCGUUGAUGCCAACAGCGGACAGACAGGUUGAAGGGGGUAAUUAUCCGACAACAGAUUUUGAGGAUAUCGCAUUGACCAAGAAGAAAAAGCAUCUGACAAACGUGAAGGAAAUAGAUUUAGCAGCUGAAGAUCAGGAACUAACACAAGUGUUGUGUGAUCUCGAUGAAAGACAACAGACUCGUGUAAAAGAAGUUUAGAGUGUCCCUGGACACCCGGUGUCUUGUUUUAAGUGUGAUAUAUCGCCCUCAAUACUUCACGGGUGUGUGUACACUGUGUUCACCCAUGGCAACGUUGCUGUUGAAACUGAAACAAACGAGAGCCCUGGCUAAUGACCACGUUAUUUUGCUCAGACAUUCUACACACAUAUAUUAAUAUUAGUAGAUAUUUAAAGUUUUCGUCUUCCACAGAUGUGUUCAUGUCAUUGACUGUUGAGACUGGACAGGGAACACCUCUGACCGAACUCUGACACCUCGACCGUGUUGCCAAAGACGCUGUUCGAUCUUGGUUCAAGCAUAAUCAGGACGGUGGGGUAGCCUAGUGGCUAAAGCGUUCGCUCGUCAGGACGAAGGCCCGGGUUCAAUUCCCCACAUGAGUACAAUGUGUG